GUAAUAUAUGUAGCACACUCUAUAAUUUAAUAUGAUUAGAUCGUCCAAUAAGAGCUAAACUUUGUUAUAAACAUUUUAAUUUUUUAAUACUGAAACAAUUCUUUUUUUCAUUUCAAUUUUUAUAAAUAACAUAAUUUGUGUGUUUUUUCCUGCUAUUCUUAUUUGUAUUAGUCUCGUAAUCAUAUAUACCGCCAAUAUUUAAAUCACUAGAGGGCGUCGAUCAUAUAAUUUGUGUACCAGCAUUACUGUCAAUAAGCAUCUAUAUCUUUCCUUGCCAAGUUAACCUCUUUUUAUAAGGAUAUUUUUCUGAAGAAUGAUUAGAAAAACUCUAUUAUAUUACAGUGUGAUCUGUAUUUGUUAAAAAUGAAUUAAAUUGUUUGCAUUUUUUUCAUUUCUCAAAUGUAUACGUAUGACUCAAUUUCUUUUGAAGCCAUCGUAUUUUUAAUUCCGGACAAAGUUGCUCCGAAUAAAGUUUUAUAUACUUUGUUUUUUCAUUGUCUUUAAAUUUAACAUUGAAGGAAUUGAAAGAGUUGAUUUUAUUCUCUGCUAAGAAGAAUCAAAUAAAUAUAAAUCACUAUUAGUUAUUAUCGUAUACUGUAUAUAUUUCCUGUAUAUUGAGUAUAUACAAGUAUAUAUAUUUACCUUUUCUCUCUCUGUAUUUCUUGUGAAAAUAAAACAUAUUAAUCGAAAUGGAUAAUAUUUGGGAAUCUAGGGAUAAGACUAUCAGAAAAGAAAUACUUAAAAAAGGCAUUUGUUUAAACAAACCAACAGAACGUUGUGAAUGCCAGAUUGUAAUACAAGAUAUAAAUGUCACUGGAAUGAAUAUUACUGAUUUAAAAAAUCAACUUCAUACAGAAAUUCUCGAUGAUAUAGAAAAGACAAUAACGAUAGGAGAUGCAAACUCUGAAAUCGAUAGAAAAAUUGAAAGGGGAAUACAGUAUAUGAUGGUAGCAGAAGAAAGUUUGUUUACCAUAUGUAUAUCUGAUUUUUCUAAAAAAGGAAAAAUUAUUGUUACCUUUAUUGUAAUGCUGAAGUAUUUCAAACCUUUUAAAGCAAUUUGGAAUUGGACUCCAGAAGAAAAAUAUGAGAUUGCUUUGAAAUAUAAAGAAGUUGGUGUAAAAUUAUUUCAAGAAUCAAGACACAUAGAUGCAUUUUAUAAAUUUAGCAAAGCUUGCAAAAUUUUAAUAACUCUAGAACCAAUACUUGAUUUAGAAUUGGAUAAAUCAUUAGAAAAUAAUAUUAAUGCAUUGAGGAUAACUUUAUACAACAAUUUAGCUGGAUGUCACAUACUUAAUCAGAAUUAUGAAUACGUAAUUCAAUUAUGUAACAUAAUUUUAGAUAAAGAUAAAAAUAACAUUAAAGCAUUGUAUAGACGUGGUGUAGCUUACGGUAAAUUAAGAAACUUUGAAAAUGCUGUCUCAGAUUUUGAAAAACUUAUUACAUUAAAGCCUCUUAAUAUUGCCGCACAGCAACAAUUUGUAAUUUAUAAUCGAAAACUACAAGAAGCAAAUGAGAAGUGUAAAGAUAUGGUAAAGAGAAUGUUUAGAACUUAAGCGUCGAGUAUUAUUUAAAUUAUGCGAUUAAAAUUGUUUACAGAUAAUACACAAGAUAAAUAUAGUUAUUUUAUAAAUAGAAAAAUACGUAUUUAUUUUGCCCAUAACAAUUUUACACCAUAUUUGACGCAUUUGUAUUAUUUAUAUAGUUUCCAACAAUUCUCUACCUACAUUUGUUACUCAAUAGUUAAAUUUUAUAUACAUGGAUACACUUGAAAUUUAUUUUAUGUUGUAUUAAUACAGUAUUGGUACAAAAAGAUUUAAAGGAUAAAUAAUUGAGUGUUUAAUAUAAUAUAAUUGUAAUGUGAAUUCCUUCUAUUGUUUUGAAAAUAUUUUAUUGUUAGUAUGAAAGCGUUUAAUAAGUGAAAUUAUUUCAAAAACUCUAUUCACACAAAAUGAAAAUGAUACAUUCAAUACACGCAAUUUCUUGAACGUGUAAUAAAUGAAAUAAUUUAUUGUAAACUUAAACAGUUCGAAUUAGUUAUUUUCUUAUACUGUAAAAAUGCUAUUGCAAAUAUAUUAAGCUUACAACGUUGACGAUCAUAUCAAAUGGCAUAAACAGAAAUGUCAGCAUUAAUAUGCAAUCUCAACUUAAUUCAUAUAAUUUACACAUUAAUAUUGGAUUUCUCCAUAUGAAUUACAAUAUUUUACAUUAAAAUUAUGUACAUAAGAAGAACUUUAAGCAAUUUUUUCUUUUCAAAUAAAUGUUAUUGCAAAUCUCCAUGUAUAUGAUACGGGCAACUUCAAUGGCACCUUUUACAAUAAUCCACGAAAAAUAACUUUACUGUUUGAUCAAUAUCAAUGAAUAGUUAUGUUCAGUUGAAAUAUUUUAACUACUAUUACAAUAUAAUCUAAAUUUGAUAACAUUAAUCAACACUAAAUAAAUAGACAAUUCGUGUCUAUUCAUAUUUGCAUCUUCUUUUUUCCAGAUGAAAUAUUUACAGAGGAUUAUUAGAGUUUUUUUUUCAAAGAUUGAACCACAAUACAUAAAGCAACAUAUUAAACAAAGUUAUACGAAUUAUAAUUCAAUGCAAAUUUAAAUGUUAUUGUUGGCAAGUGGAAAUUACUAAAUUACUUAUAAUCUCCUAUUGAAUUAGUUUUAUAAUUCAUUGUACGUCACACACUGUAUAUGUAAUAGAGAACAUAACAAUAGCAAAAACUAUUAAUGUUGCCAAAACCACUACAAUUGUUCUUCUUGUUUGUAAAACAUCAUGGUUUUAUAAUUUUGUAUAAAUUACUGUUUGUAUUGUAAUAAAUUCUGUUGUUAAUAUAUUAAUAUCAAAUUUUAUGCUGUAGCUGUCAUAAGAAUACUAAUUAUAUAAAAUAAAAUUAGUUCAA
This is a messenger RNA of Polistes canadensis, 2891 nucleotides long. RefSeq names its product peptidyl-prolyl cis-trans isomerase FKBP4-like. Gene Ontology annotation, molecular function: protein binding. The record is from RefSeq and is a predicted model, not a curated record. Lineage: Eukaryota; Metazoa; Arthropoda; Insecta; Hymenoptera; Vespidae. Bases 690 to 1553 code for a protein of 287 amino acids. The transcript is spliced from 2 exons.